AUGGAUCAGAUCAAGAAGCGUAUGAACGCCCUCCGCAUUGAGGCCGACGAAUCAGCAGCCAAGGUCGAGGAGCUCUCCUCCAAGGUCAAGACACUUGAGCAAGAGAACCUCCAGAAAGAACAAGAGAUCACUUCCCUUCAACACAAGAACAGCGUGCUCGAGCAAGAGGUCGAGAAGUUCGAGAAGUUGCACGGCGAAGCUAAGGCUGCAGCGGACGAGAGCGCUCAACAUGGCUCCCAGAACGAUGCACUGCAGAGGAAGCUGCAACUGCUCGAGGAGGAGGCAGAGGAGAACGACAAGCAAUUGAGAGAAACCAACGAGAAGCUCCGCCAAACCGACGUCAAGGCUGGUCACUACGAGCGUAAAGUCCAGGCUCUCGAGGCGUCACGCGACCAGUGGGAGACCAAGUACGAGGAGAUGGCCAAGAAAUAUGCCGACACCAAGAAGGAGCUGGACGACUUUGUUGCUGAGAUUGGUAACAUCUGA
Fulvia fulva is the source of this 486-nucleotide messenger RNA. RefSeq names its product Tropomyosin-1. Bases 1 to 486 code for a protein of 161 amino acids. NCBI's taxonomy places the organism in Eukaryota, Fungi, Ascomycota, Dothideomycetes, Mycosphaerellales, Mycosphaerellaceae. The record is from RefSeq and is a predicted model, not a curated record. The transcript has 3 exons.